CAGAACAGUACCUACCUUAGGUACGCUUAUUGCGUAUUAAAUACAUGAUACCACCAAUGAUAAAAAAGACCAGGGCUCAAGUAAUACCAUUAGUGUACAGCAUUACUUGCCGUAGGUACUACCACCUACGCAGGUAGGUAUGUAUCUUACCUACUGACUGCGAAAAAGCUCCAAAGGCCCUGAAGCCGCAACGCAACGCCUUCUGUGAUCCGGACGUACUGUACUCCUUCAGUUAUUGACUGUCCCCAUCGGCAGGUAUAGUCUCUUCUUCACAGCAGGGUCAAUAUAUUUCAGAAGGGGUUUUUUCGGUUCCCCUUCCCUUCUCUUUUCUCUUUCUUUCGCUUUCAGAAAUUCAAAUCCCAUCCCGCCCUCCUGAUCAUGCUGCCCAUAUCCAGACGCGCUGCUCAUGGCGCCCUUUUCGCACGAGCACGCCUGGGCCCAUGCCUUCCUCGACUUCAACCGGUCGCCUCACUUUCAACUUCAUCUACAAAAUCAGCGACGGCACUUGAGCGCCAAGCAGAAUCAAGCCAGUCGCUGACUGCGUCUGGCAAGCUACGAAAGGAGGUGCCUUUGCCGAGUCAGGAGAAGAAAGAGGGUGCGAUGCAAUAUGUUCUGACUACACUUGACCAAGUUGCCAACUGGGCUCGUCAGAGCUCUUUGUGGCCCAUGACAUUCGGCCUCGCUUGUUGUGCAAUUGAAAUGAUGCAUUUAUCUACCCCUCGAUAUGACCAGGAUCGUCUAGGAAUCAUUUUCCGAGCCUCACCACGACAAUCGGAUGUGAUGAUUGUGGCUGGCACAUUGACAAACAAGAUGGCACCUGCCCUGAGGCAAGUCUACGAUCAAAUGCCUGACCCCCGUUGGGUGAUCAGCAUGGGGAGUUGUGCAAACGGCGGUGGCUACUAUCAUUACAGCUACUCGGUUGUUCGUGGUUGCGAUAGAAUAGUGCCAGUCGACGUUUAUGUUCCCGGAUGCCCGCCUACCUCUGAGGCUCUGAUGUAUGGGAUUUUCCAACUCCAGAAAAAGAUGAGACAUACACGGAUUACACGCAUGUGGUACCGACGUUAA
Molecule: messenger RNA, 1065 nt
Organism: Aspergillus wentii DTO 134E9
Lineage: Eukaryota; Fungi; Ascomycota; Eurotiomycetes; Eurotiales; Aspergillaceae
Product: NuoB/complex I 20 kDa subunit family protein
Exons: 4
Coding region: 379-1065 (228 amino acids)
Biological process (GO): mitochondrial respiratory chain complex I assembly; electron transport coupled proton transport; aerobic respiration
Molecular function (GO): 4 iron, 4 sulfur cluster binding; quinone binding; NADH dehydrogenase (ubiquinone) activity
Source: RefSeq, a predicted model, not a curated record